Molecule: messenger RNA, 1139 nt
Organism: Raphanus sativus (radish)
Lineage: Eukaryota; Viridiplantae; Streptophyta; Magnoliopsida; Brassicales; Brassicaceae
Product: probable aquaporin TIP3-2
Exons: 3
Coding region: 135-941 (268 amino acids)
Biological process (GO): transmembrane transport; water transport
Cellular component (GO): membrane
Molecular function (GO): water channel activity
Source: RefSeq, a predicted model, not a curated record
CUUACACCACUUUUCUUCUUUUAAGCUCUCGUUCUCUUCUACUUCUACUCCUCUUCCCUUCCCUUGCAUUUUUCUUUCUCAAAGUUAUUGGUUUGAAAUUUGAAUCUUUUCGUUGAAGAUAAAAGAGUUCUUAAAUGGCAACAUAUGCUAGAAGAACAUACGGAUUCGGGAGAGUUGAUGAGGCGUCUCACCCGGACUCGAUUAGAGCCACUUUGGCCGAGUUUCUAUCCACUUUCGUCUUUGUCUUUGCUGGAGAAGGCUCCAUCCUCUCUCUAGACAAGUUGUAUUGGGACACUGCCGCUCACACUGGGACAGACACGCCGGGAGGGUUACUUUUGGUGGCGUUGGCUCAUGCAUUGGCCCUGUUUGCCGCAGUUUCGGCGGCCAUCAAUGUCUCUGGUGGUCACGUGAACCCUGCGGUCACGUUUGCUGCUCUAGUUGGAGGCAGGCUCUCGGUAAUCCGAGCUAUCUACUAUUGGGUUGCUCAGCUUCUUGGUGCUAUCCUCGCUUGCCUCUUGUUGAGGCUUUCCACUAAUGGCAAGAGACCAAUAGGUUUCCAUGUAGCAUCUGGAGUCAGUGAGCUUCAUGGGCUAUUGAUGGAGAUCAUACUUACAUUUGCAUUGGUUUACGUCUUCUACUCAACUGUAAUCGAUCCGAAGAGAGGGAGUAUUGGGAUCAUAGCGCCGCUAGCAGUCGGGCUCAUAGUUGGGGCGAACAUGUUGGUAGGAGGACCAUUCGAAGGAGCGUCAAUGAAUCCGGCUAGAGCGUUUGCUCCAUCACUAGUUGGAUGGAGAUGGGAGAAUCAUUGGAUAUAUUGGGUUGGGCCCUUCAUUGGAGGUGCAAUCGCCGCACUUAUCUACGAGUACAUGAUCAUCCCCAACGUGAACGAAACUCCUCCUCGCCACAGUGUCCACCAACCAUUGGCUCCCGAAGAUUACUAAACUGGACUUUAGACCGUACCAAGCGUUCUCUCUUUCUAUCAAGAAUCUUUGUUUUGCUUGUGUUGUUGUUUGUCUCUUUGUUUUUUUUUUUACAUGCAACUUCAUAUGUAUAAAUAAUUGAGUCCAUAUCAAGACAGUAUCUGUGUGUUCUUGUAUUGUAUUUGUGUGUUAACUAUCCGAUAAUAAAGAUUUCAAAUA